AUAUGGCUGGUGGAAGCCGUAUUUACACGACAACAAUAUAAACAAACCAAAAAUAAAUAAAACGCAAAUUUAGUUUCUAAAUUUUAAUAAAUAAAACAUACAAAAUGGAAGAGGGAGCCGAUGAUUUAUUUAUUUUACUUAGUUUUAUGAAACUCUAUAAAAUGUACAAAAGACUCAAAGCAAAAAAGAUCAAAUCAAUAUAUCUCAAACAGUGCGCUGAGAAGAAAGAUCAAAACAUCAAAAUUUCCCGGCAAGAAAAUUCCAACAAGGUUCCAUCACCGGUACUACCAACAACCCAGGAAUCACGAACGUACAAUAAAGAUAUAACAAAAGCUGGACAAGAUUUAAAGGCAAUUCCCAGUACUCCCCAAAAAGAUGAUGAGGAAUUUUAUGAGUCAAUUAUACAACUAGUCGAUGAUAAGCACAGUGAUGCAGAGGAAGUCGCUCAAUACAAUGAAACUGAAUUUCUAACGUCUUCCGUUGAAGACAAACCAGCAACAACAGCAGUUCAAAAUACUAUUACGGUAGAGCAAAAACCAACUACACUUCCAGAAACUAUGGUGGAGAACAAUGGUCCAUAUAGUGUGGAACAAAAUUGCCAAUAUGAAAUUUCGUAUGAAGUGAACGGAGAGCAUAUUAUUGUGGAGACUGGUGUCGAUGCAAAUGCCAAAUAUGAAUUUCAAGGUGAUAAAGAAGCUAACGAGGUACGUUACGAGUUGUGCUCCGAGGGACAGGAAUAUAUAAUUGAAAGCGCCGGGGAGAUAAAUGAGAAUGUGUAUAAUGAACAUGGUGAAAUUGCUUAUGAAAUAGAUGCCAACGAUCAUAUAGAAGAAGAUAUAGGCUGUCAAGAAGAAAAUAUAGCCUGCCAAGAGGAUAUUGAGCAAGAUGUAACAAGAAAGAAACGGCGCCGUCGCCGUCGCCGAAAACGUGGGCCAAACGGCGAAUUUGAGGAGGAAUUACAACCCAAAGAAAAGAAACCGCGCAUAAGAACCUGUAGAGCUAAUCCGGAAAAUCUAAAUCGCCAGCAAGAGGGUUUCUUCAGAAGAGUUUUUGUCAAAUUGAAAACCGAUAAUGAAGAACAAUUCCAAUUGCUAACACGAAUGAAAAGGACAACAUUCGAUAAACUGGUGAAAAUUAUGUUUAAAUCUCUUAAUCGGCUUAAGGUGAAUAUAUUCCCAGAGGAGAAACUAUCAUUCACACUGAUACAUUUGGCUCAUGGUACACCCAUGGACGUGAUUGCCAAACACUAUAAAUUGGGAAAGACAACAAUACGUUGUGCCAUUCUGGAAACAUGUGAGGUCAUCAAUGGGUUUUUGGGAUCAAUGUACCUGAAAGAACCAACCUCGGAAGAAUAUUUAAAAAUUGCUCAAGGUUUUAAUGCUCUUUGGAAACUGCCUAAUUGUGUUGGAGUAAUCGGAGGUAGACACAUUAACAUAAAGAAACCAAGAAGCACAAUAUUGGAGCAAUAUAAUCUAACGUCACUUAAUAGCCUGGUUAUAAUGGCAGCAUGUGAUGCCAAACAUGUAUUUCGUUCGGCCACAGUUACAGUGGAACCUCAUCAAUCAACAUUUACCAAGGGAAUAAUGAAUAACACAUUGCCCUUACCUCCAAAUGGCCCCCUGGACGAGAAUUCAUCCCAGGAUUUCCCCUACUAUUUUAUUGGCGAUUCAACAUUUUCAAUCAAAUCAAAUGUAAUGGUCCCUUUUGAUUCCACAACAUUAGAUGAUAAAGAGAUUUUCUUCAACUACAAGUUAUCACUUGGCCAUACAGUAAUGGAGAAUGCCUUUCACAUGCUAACAUCAAUGUGGAAAGUGCUGCUUACCACAUUCGAUAUAGCUCCCAUAAAUUGCGAAUCUAUUGUAUUGGCUAGCAUUGUUUUGUAUAAUUUUAUAAUGCAACAUGAAGAUAAUCGAUGGUAUAAUUCGGAUGGUACAAUUAAUCUUGAAAUGUCACACAACUAUGAUGAGAAUACAGCGUGGAUUAAUGCAGAAAAUGUACAAUUUCAUCCUACUAUGCAAGCUAUAUCGAAAUUUGGCAAUGAUUCUAUUAACAGUGCCCUCGAGUUAAGAUCCGCAUUAGCUGAUUAUUUCUAUCACGAUGGAUCGGCGGUUGAAACGUCGAAUGAAGUUUUUGAAAUAAGUAUGCCCAUCUACAUCUGCAGUAUCAGAUUUCUGACCUCAAGAUGGGUUAACAAUAUUCCUGAUUACAGUACAGGGUGAGAUAAAAAACUGCAACAAUGUCAAAUGCCAUAAUUUUUAAAUUUUUUAUAUUUUAUUGAAUAAAAGCAAAAAUA
Musca domestica (house fly) is the source of this 2293-nucleotide messenger RNA. RefSeq lists its product as uncharacterized. The record is from RefSeq and is a predicted model, not a curated record. The transcript has 5 exons. Bases 105 to 2219 code for a protein of 704 amino acids. NCBI's taxonomy places the organism in Eukaryota, Metazoa, Arthropoda, Insecta, Diptera, Muscidae.